AACAGCUCUGUAAUCAUAAGGUUUGAGAUUUUCUUACGGCUUUCCGGGUGCGAAAACUUUCCGAAACCUUCGAGAAAUGGACCCCAGCGGGCCUUCCCGUCCUCGUAAUAAGGAAAUGAAUACAAAUCGUGACUGGCCUGCAAUUAUCAUAUCACCCAGCUGUAAAUUGACGUCACUAAGGACACCCAAACAAUUCCCUUUAUAAAUUAAAAACCAUCGGUUCUCGAGCGCAGUUUCGUUCUCGAGCGCUGUCUCGUUUCGUUUCGUUUACUUUAGCUCGAGGAGAGCUGCUUUGAGACUGUCUCCAACGUUUUAUGAGUUCCAGUGUGACGAAUUCGAAAUGAUCUGCGUACAGAUUGUGAGAUUGAGAGCCAACCUGAAGAAUUUCUAGGAGUGAUACACAAACUUUUGUUUUAUUACAUAAGUUUGACAGUAUUUAACUCAAUUUGAGAUAAAUACAUACCUCCUGAAGGCCCGUAUUCAAAGCAUUGGAAGGCAUUCGGGACUCUCUUUGUCCGCUAUCUUGAAUUUCUUGGUUUGUUCUGAAAUACAACACUCCAACCAAAACACGCAUUCUCAUUGGGUGAAACGCGAGUUUCGUGACAUCACAGAUGUCCUAAUUUAAUCGGGAUUUCCGGACUGAUACAUGUGUUUCACUUGCGUUUUCGACGGAAUCAACUGUAAGAGACAAGAAGUAUAAUUAUCUAUAAAUCGUUUUAAAAGGAGCUUAAAGGGGUUGACGGGACAGCAAACGCACCUGUCGGCGAUCGAUAAACUAUACACCUCGUCAGGUGAGAUUACCUUGUUCAGUACGCGUCAGGUUGUGCGAGCAGUGCGACGUAUAACACCAGCAGUAGGAGAAUUGGUGAAGUGUUAUAACAUCUCCAUUUUGGCAAAAUAAUGGCCGCUUAUCUGCAUACAACGGAAGAAAUGAAUCAAGAAUAUCAAGCAGGUUUAGAAUUGGAAUCUGAAGUGUUGACACAUGCAGACAGCAACACGCCCGAGAAAGAUCAUAUUGAACUGCUUGUACAGAAGGUCGAAGAUGAUAUAGCCUACAAGCCUUCGAUCACUUCCGUGAUAGAAGAUGGAAAAUUUCAACUGAAGCUAACGCCCUCAUCGUCAAUACCCUACGAAAUAAAAAUCAACGUGAACGGGGAGAAAACUGCCAACAGUAAUUCAGUUGUUCGAGUGAAAGAGCGGCAGUUUGAAGUUGUUGGCGAACUGGAUGUUCAAGGAGAAAAGCUUAAAGGAUCCAGUGGAAUAGCUGUGAACAGCAAAGGCGAAAUAGCAGUCACAGACUUCGAUGGCCAUUUUGUCGCAAUAUUUGACAAGGAUGGAAAACGUUCUAAAACGGUUGGUCAUUAUGGAGACAACACUGGAGAAUUAAGAUUUCCUGUUGACGUCACUUACGUCAACGAUGACGUCAUCCUAGUGGCGGACGAGUGGAAUCACAGGGUACAGCAGUUUCAUAUCCGAACUGGUGAGGUUAUCAAAAGCUUUGGAAGAUUCGGUGCGAGAGAUGGAGAGUUCGCCAGUCCUGUUAGUGUCUGUUUGGAUGAUAACGGACAUGUUUUCGUAGCAGAGUUAAACAACAAUAGAAUACAAGUUUUGACACAAGACGGUCAAGCACUGUACAAAGUGGGCGACACCUUUGAUCACCCGCUGAGCUGUAUCACCCACAAAAACUUGCUUAUCGUGUCUGACAGUCGAAAUAAUUGCAUCAAAGUGUUUGAUGUUUCAGGAAAGUUCUUGUACAAGUUUGGAGAAGGUGGGGAGAGAGAUGGGCAGUUUAAAGGCCCUUUUGGUUUGUGCGCUGACAGAGAGGGGAAGCUUCUUGUAUGUGACCAGUUUAAUGGGCGCGUUCAACAGUUCACUCUGGAAGGUCGCUUUACCGGUAAGUGCGCUAUUGGUGCGCUGCGAACACCUUGGGGUAUGACAACUACGGAAGAUGGCCGUAUUCUGGUGACCGACUACAUGGCGAGGAAAAUACACAUUUUAAAAUGAGUGCUUUUAAGCUCU
This is a messenger RNA of Orbicella faveolata, 2019 nucleotides long. RefSeq names its product E3 ubiquitin-protein ligase TRIM71-like. NCBI's taxonomy places the organism in Eukaryota, Metazoa, Cnidaria, Anthozoa, Scleractinia, Merulinidae. The record is from RefSeq and is a predicted model, not a curated record.